CGAAUAAGCCAUAGGGAAAGGCCAGCUGCUUCGGUACAAUCUAUAGCUAUGGCGCUUAUGUGUUUCGGAGACUUUUGUUCUCCUUAUAUACAAUCUAUAGCUUUUGCGCUUUCUGUUUCGGGGGCUUUUGUUUCUCUCAUUCUACCUUUUUCGCCAUCAUGAUUUCUGCAACUGAGCCCAAAUCCGGUGAUCUUUACAGAAAAAUCCUGGGAGGUUUGACUGAGGCGCGAUUAUCCAUAGUGGCAGUUCUCUCCAUGAUGUUAUUGUUUGGAAUGGAACCAUGUUAUUUGGCUGUUAGCGCCUCCACAUCUGUGAUUGUUUACAAGAGCUCUGAUCAUUACUAUUUACGUAAUUUCAAUAAAAGUUUUCUUGAAGUCUCAUAUGGGUUUGCAUCAAAUGAUGUGAGUGACGUGAUGGAAACAGAAAGGAUCAAUAUAGAAAAAACAGUUCUUGAUUCAAAUUCAAGACCGGCUGGCACUGAGUUUCGUUCAGGUACAGUUACAAAUGCUGUAAAGCAUGAUGAUGAAGUAGAUGGAGAAUCUGAUGAAGGUUCAUUUUCACUCACAACACUUAAUUUUGAUAAUUAUGUUAAUCAGUUCCCAAUUACAGUUGUAAAUUUCUAUGUACCUUGGUGUUACUGGUCUCAGCGUUUGAACCCUGCUUGGGAGAAAACAGCUAAAAUUAUGAAGCACAGGUAUGACCCACAAAUCGAUGGGCGCAUUAUUUUGGCAAAGGUGGAUUGCACUCUAGAGGCAGAUUUAUGCAGGAGGCAUCGCAUACAAGGGUAUCCAUCUAUUCUAGUCUUUCGUAAAGGAAGUGAUGUAAGAAAUGAAGAUGGGCAACGUGUUCACGAGUCCUAUUAUGGAGAUCGUGAUACUGAAAGCCUUGUCCAGUUUAUGGAGAAUUUAGUUGCAGCAUCCCUUCCAAUCCAGGUUUCAUGGACAAACGCUGCAUAAAAGAUUCUAAUAUGAAAAGGCGAACUACGUUGAUUAAAUAAAGCUUGCAUGAAGCACACGUUGAAAUAAUCGUCUGAAUAAUAUAGGUUUAAUUUGUAGAAGUAUUUGAAGGAAAGUUAUACUAAAACUCAAACCAAUGGAUACAAAACUUUCGAAAGUCUUUCUUUGCUCAUAUAAGAAGUAAAUAAAAGGACUCUUUUUUCCUUUGUACUAUUUAUGGCAUGACGAAUUUAAUGCAAGAGAUAAGUUUGUAUA
Messenger RNA from Vigna angularis (adzuki bean), 1211 nucleotides. Its product is annotated as protein disulfide isomerase-like 5-4. Gene Ontology annotation, molecular function: protein disulfide isomerase activity. The record is from RefSeq and is a predicted model, not a curated record. The coding region runs from base 159 to 956 and encodes 265 amino acids. Gene Ontology annotation, biological process: protein folding. NCBI's taxonomy places the organism in Eukaryota, Viridiplantae, Streptophyta, Magnoliopsida, Fabales, Fabaceae. The transcript is spliced from 11 exons. Gene Ontology annotation, cellular component: endoplasmic reticulum.